AUUUUUUUUGCCCUAUAAAUAAAGGAAGAAGCCUAGUUAGCACGGACUAAAACAGAGCUGCUGCUUUCUUUCUCUCUGUCUCUCUCUCUGUUCUCUUCGUUUGCCAAAAACUGUUGAGUUUCAGUAGGUUUUCCGGUCUUUCAUUUAACUCAGUUUUCUUUAUUUGGCUGUAGAUUUGGACAGGAAGUGAAAGAACGUGAGAGAAAAACAAGAUUCUUGAGAGUUCUAGAUGGACACGUACACUGUUCAUCUUGCGAUGGCGGCUCUCGUUGGAGCUUCGCUGGUGGCCGUGUCGGCGUAUUAUAUGCACAGGAAAACCCUAAGUCAGUUGCUGGAGUUCGCCAAGACGGUGGAGAGGGAGAAAGAGAGAGAGGGUGUUCCGGAGAGAGAGUCGCCGCAGCACUCCAAGAAACGGCAUGGCCACCAUCCGCGCCGGAAGGGGAACGGAUAUUACCGCCGUGGCUCGGCGUCUUUGCCGGAUGUUACUGUGAUAUCCUGCGGGAUUGAUGGUGAAGAGAAACGCAACGGUCCCAUCCAUGUUGACGAGAUUCCCCCCGGCUUGCCGAGGCUCCAUACGCUGCCUGAAGGGAAGUCUGGUAGCCAUGCAACUUCAGCUAAGAGAUCUGGAAAUCUUAUCCGACCUACUUCUCCCAAGUCCCCUGUUGCUAGUGCAAGUGCCUUCGAUAGCAUAGAAGGAUCAGACGAUGAAGAUAAUGUGACUGACAAUUCUAAGUUAGACAUUACAUAUCUGCAUACUAAUGGAAAUGCUGGCCCCAAUUUGUCAGACCAUAUUAAUGCCAAUGGAGAGACAAUGCAGAUAGCUGCUUCAAGCAUGAUUCGAUCCCAUAGUGUAUCUGGUGACCUCCAUGGCGUUCAGCCUGAUCCUAUUGCAGCCGAUAUCCUAAGGAAAGAGCCAGAGCAUGAAACUUUUGCACGACUUAAAAUUUCCCCUGCUGAGGUACCAUCACCGGAUGAAGUUGAGGUCUAUGUAGUUCUGCAAGAAUGUCUAGAAAUGAGGAAAAGAUAUGUAUUCAAGGAGGCAGUUGCUCCUUGGGAGAAAGAAGUUAUAUCAGACCCCAGUACGCCAAAACCUAAUCCUGAGCCCUUUUUUUAUGCACCUGAGGGAAAAUCUGAUCAUUAUUUUGAGAUGCAAGAUGGAGUAAUACAUGUCUAUGCAAAUAAAGACUCAAAAGAAGAGCUCUUUCCUGUGGCUGAUGCUACAACCUUUUUCACUGACAUGCAUCAAAUACUUCGAGUUAUAGCGGCAGGCAAUAUCAGAACUUUAUGUCAUCACCGGUUAAAUCUUCUAGAACAAAAAUUCAAUCUUCAUUUGAUGCUUAAUUCGGAUAAAGAAUUUCUAGCUCAGAAAAGUGCACCGCAUAGGGAUUUCUAUAAUGUGAGGAAAGUUGAUACUCACGUUCAUCACUCAGCAUGCAUGAACCAGAAACACCUUUUGAGGUUUAUAAAGUCAAAGUUGAGGAAGGAGCCAGAUGAGGUUGUAAUAUUUCGAGAUGGGACAUAUUUGACCCUGAAAGAAGUUUUUGAGAGCUUGGAUUUAACUGGGUAUGAUUUAAAUGUGGAUCUUCUUGAUGUUCAUGCAGACAAGAGUACCUUUCAUCGCUUUGAUAAAUUUAACCUUAAGUAUAAUCCUUGUGGUCAAAGUAGGCUCAGGGAGAUUUUCCUCAAGCAGGACAAUCUUAUCCAAGGUCGAUUCCUUGGUGAGCUUACAAAGCAAGUGUUUUCUGAUCUUGCUGCAAGCAAAUAUCAGAUGGCUGAAUACAGAAUAUCGAUAUAUGGCAGGAAGCAAAGUGAGUGGGAUCAACUGGCUAGUUGGAUCAUUAACAAUGAACUGUACAGUGGGAAUGUUGUUUGGUUAAUUCAGAUCCCUCGACUUUACAAUGUGUACAAGGAGAUGGGGAUUGUUACAUCAUUUCAGAACAUUCUUGACAACAUCUUUAUUCCUCUGUUUGAGGUUACUGUGGAUCCAGAUUCGCAUCCUCAGUUACAUGUUUUCUUGAAACAGGUUGUAGGGUUGGAUUUGGUAGAUGAUGAAAGUAAGCCUGAAAGACGCCCCACAAAACACAUGCCAACACCAGAUCAAUGGACUAAUGUAUUUAAUCCUGCAUUCUCCUACUAUGCGUAUUACUGCUACGCGAACCUUUACACCUUAAACAAGCUUCGUGAGUCCAAAGGCAUGACAACCAUCAAAUUCCGGCCACAUUCUGGGGAGGCUGGUGACAUUGACCACCUUGCGGCUACAUUUCUGACUGCUCAUAAUAUUGCACAUGGAUGCAAUUUACGGAAAUCUCCUGUACUACAGUAUCUUUAUUAUUUGGCACAGAUUGGUCUGGCUAUGUCUCCUCUGAGCAACAAUUCCUUGUUUUUGGACUAUCAUCGGAACCCUUUUCCAAUGUUUUUCCUUCGGGGUCUGAAUAUUUCCCUUUCUACGGAUGAUCCACUUCAAAUACACUUAACAAAGGAACCUUUGGUGGAAGAGUAUAGCAUAGCUGCUUCUGUGUGGAAGCUGAGUUCAUGUGACCUAUGUGAGAUUGCUCGUAAUUCAGUCUACCAGUCAGGUUUUUCGCAUGCUUUGAAGUCACACUGGAUUGGAAAGGAGUAUUACAAGAGAGGGCCUGCUGGAAAUGAUAUACAAAAGACAAAUGUACCUCAUAUCCGGCUGGAAUUUCGUUACAAGAUCUGGAAAGCGGAGAUGCAGCUGGUUUACCUGGGCAAGGCCAUUAUCCCUGAAGAAGUGGACAAGUAGCGUGCAGCGUACUGCUCAAGUUCUAUUCUUUAACGUUACACAUAUAUUUAGGAGGUAGCCAUCUGAUUCCUUUUAACCUAGUCUAGGAGGUAAAGAACCUUCCCUCGACCUGCAUCCUGCAUAACGGGGAUGAUGACCCAUAAGAACGGAGAAAUGGCAUGGACAAGCAACAAGCUGGUCGUGAAUUUAAAAGGGUUUGAGGCCACUGGUUGACCUUGUACAUGAUGGAAGUGUCGGAUGGAAAGAUCGGUAUCUCAGUUCCCAGAGCAGGGGAAUCCAAAACCAAAUCAAAUUCAAACAGGAGGAAGCAAUUUACAAAGUAUUCCAUUAGAUAUAAUAACAAAAAUUAUUUCUAGUUUUAGGUUAAGAGCGAUUAUAUGAUUCUACUUACUGUUGUAGUUUCAACAAUGUAUGCCAUUAUACAGUUUGACAAGAAGGGAAUGGUAGUCUCUUGCAUCAUAAAUUUUGACUCAGUUUGUUGAGGAAUGUGGAUUUCCCGUGCAACAGUUCUGAGUGCAGACGUCGUCAAUAAAUUUACACAGCUUCUUCAAUCUCAUUCUUCGUCUUCUUAUUGUAUUAAUAAAGUCUCUUCCUCAUUCGACGUCUGAAAGGGGAAAGGAAAACAAGAAAAUUGUGAGAAAAAUUGUUCCGCCUGUGACUUUGAGCUAAAGCAUAACAUGGUUGGCUGCUGUUCAAGCCCAACAUUGCUUUUUCUUUUUUGUUUUGGGACAAAAAUAACCCAAUAAUAAUAUCGGUUGUGGCCGAGUAACUUUGCCAGGCAUAAAAAUUCCUCUUGCCAUCAAGCAUUCCAGCUGUUGCAGCAGAAUUAGAAAAACAGUUUCUAGAAGAC
Durio zibethinus is the source of this 3614-nucleotide messenger RNA. RefSeq names its product AMP deaminase. Gene Ontology annotation, cellular component: cytosol. Gene Ontology annotation, molecular function: AMP deaminase activity. The record is from RefSeq and is a predicted model, not a curated record. Gene Ontology annotation, biological process: IMP salvage; AMP metabolic process. NCBI's taxonomy places the organism in Eukaryota, Viridiplantae, Streptophyta, Magnoliopsida, Malvales, Malvaceae.